AUGUCCACAGGUUUGCUAUUGGACAGCAGCAAAGGCUGCCAGGGCAUUGUGGACACUGGGACGUUUCUGCUCACCGUCCCAGAGCUGUACAUGGGGGACUUCCUGGAGGCUGUGGGUGCUCAGCAGAACAACCAGGAAAACAUGGCUGACUGCAGCAAUGUCCAAAAUGUGCCGACCAUCACCUUCAUCAUUAAUGGAUCCCAGUUCCCUCUGCCCCUCUGUGCCUAUGUCUUUAAUUUUUGCAUGGCUGAGGUUGAGAUCACUUACUUGCCUUUUCAGAACAGACGACCUCUUUGGAUCCUGGGUGAUGUCCUCCUCAAGGAAUACUAUUCUGUCUAUGACAUGGCCAUCAACAGGACGGGCUUUGCCCCAUCAGCCUAGACAAACAAGGAGUCAGCUGGACAAAACCACGCCAUUCCCUCUCCUGUCUAAAUCUUCUCUCCUGGAUGCUGAUGGAAUCAAACUAAGUUUAUAUGGACAGACUCUAUCGUUCUAAAUGUACCAUGGGCACUGUGUGAACCUGCCUUCUGCUUUUGUAUAUUUAUCAGUGCUCUCUACAUCUAUCGUUGCAAGAAAACAGCAAUGAGUCAAAUUGUCUCUUGUCUUCUUUGGCAUUUGUU
Molecule: messenger RNA, 620 nt
Organism: Chelonia mydas (Green sea turtle)
Lineage: Eukaryota; Metazoa; Chordata; Testudines; Cheloniidae
Product: pepsin B-like
Exons: 4
Coding region: 1-381 (126 amino acids)
Biological process (GO): proteolysis
Molecular function (GO): aspartic-type endopeptidase activity
Source: RefSeq, a predicted model, not a curated record